GUCCACAUGAAAUGAUAAAAUUAUGGCCAAAUCAAUCAGUUUCCAAUGUUCGGAUAACAUAAACGAAGUAACCUCUGCCGGGAAACGCGUGUAAACUUUCACAAUCAGCUGUCGUCAGUGCAGUUCUAGGGUGCAGUGGUGCAGUUCAGUUCAGUACCAAAAAUGACAGAUAUCGCCGACAGACAUCGCUGCAAUCUACCACCACAAACCGAAAAUGGCCCGUCGGGAUCAUCACUAUGGCGCAACAUAAGACGUCGCCUGCGGAAGAUAACCAUGCUGUCUCCCGAGCAUCCGGAUACGGAAACGUACUUCCGCAGUAUUGCCCAAAUAGCCAACGAGAACAAACGAUUGCUACGAGACUAUCCGGCGUGCAUCAUCCAUCCGUUGAGCACGUUCCAUUUCUACUGGGAUGUGGUGAUCUUUUUCGCGUUGCUGACUCAUCUGUUGACGCUUUCCUUUGUGGUGUCGUACUUAAUCUACAUCGACGUGGAUGAUUUUCCCGCUAUCAUUCAGUUCGAUUUGGUUCUGUGCGUGGUCCUUGGCUUGGAUAAUAUCUUGAAGUUAUUCACCGGAUAUGUCGUUGAGAAGAGGAAAACUGUCGUCCUGGACCCGAAGAAAAUACUGCUGCAUCGCUUCAAGUAUUUGCGAAUCGUGUACGACUGCAUUGGAGCCAUGCCGUUCAUUUUGCUUCUCUACAAGCUCGACACCUGUUACUACCAAUCGGAACAGUUCUUCUACUUGGUGUUUGCCCUCUUCCUAUACUUUGCCAACAUUCUCCGCUUCCAUGAAGUCAAUCGUCGUUUUGAAACGAUUCCGAAAUUCUUCAAAGCUACUGAAAACCAAAUCACGAUCAUGAAGUUGAUAAUAGGGACGAUCUAUGUGCUGCACUGGACAUCCUGUAUUGCUGACAUCUUACCAAUGCUGGUGUUCUACACCCAUGACCACGGAGAAUUUCCCGAGUGGAACAGUACGGGAUAUUUGGUUGGAGAUUUUCUGGUGGACAUGUAUUGGAGAACCUACCGAGCUGAUGACGAAGUACCUUACCAAAUAGGUAGGCAACGAUCAGGUAUGGAUCGCUUGGAAUACUGGGAGUACCGCAAUUACCUUUGGAACAACAAAUUUACGUUGGCUUCGAGAGACCAACGAUACGUCCUGUUGAAGCUAGAUGACGCCUUUCGGAAUGAGACACUGCCUUCGAUAUAUGUGCGAUCGAUGAUGGAUUCGAUCCAAAUCGCCAUGCAGUCAAGUCACGUGGAUAAAGCUGGUCCAAUGGCCACGAAUAGUUGGCUGACGGCUUACGCUGUCCUAUCCGGAUGGUUGUGGUUAACGUACAUCCUGUUCACCAUGAUACGCAUGGUAACCUCGACGGAUUUAAGUGCCACCAAAUACGACGAGAUUGUCAAUGAACUGAAAGCAUAUGCGUACAACCGGAGGCUAAGUCCAGAACUGAAGGAGAAAAUGUUGCGUCACUUCGCCAAUCGCUAUCGGAUGAGGUACUUCGACGAAGAGUCUAUCCAGAACACAAUUUCGGCAAAUCUGAGACGCAGCAUCAGGAUGGAAACUUGUCAGCAUUUGGUGAACAACGUGGAACUGUUUCGGAACCUGCCGCACGCGUUGAUUGAAGACAUCGUCGAUCGACUGAAGUUAGAACUCUUCCUGGAAAACGACGUUAUCAUUCAGGCCGGUAGUUUGGGUGAUGCAAUGUACUUCAUAGCCAGCGGAACGGCGGCCGUUUAUUCGGCCAGUGGCAAGGAACUUGGCCAUCUGGCGGAUGGAGCUCACUUCGGCGAGAUCUGUCUGCUGAAAACGGACCAAAAGCGAACGGCUAACGUGGUGGCGCUGGAAGUAUGCGAAGUGUACAAGCUAUCGUUUGGCGAUUUUCAAAUGCUCAUCGAACCUCACUCUUACUUGCUGGAACGGAUGCAGAAACUUGCCAACGAACGGUUGGCCAAAUCUCAAGGCAUGAAGGACAAGAUUUCCGAGGAAGAUGUUUAUGAUAAUUUCUUGCAAUAAAUAUUGAAAUUGAUUAUU
Messenger RNA from Aedes albopictus (Asian tiger mosquito), 2031 nucleotides. Its product is annotated as potassium/sodium hyperpolarization-activated cyclic nucleotide-gated channel 3-like. The transcript has a single exon. Bases 163 to 2013 code for a protein of 616 amino acids. The record is from RefSeq and is a predicted model, not a curated record. Gene Ontology annotation, cellular component: HCN channel complex. Lineage: Eukaryota; Metazoa; Arthropoda; Insecta; Diptera; Culicidae. Gene Ontology annotation, molecular function: voltage-gated potassium channel activity. Gene Ontology annotation, biological process: sodium ion transmembrane transport; potassium ion transmembrane transport; regulation of membrane depolarization.